AUGGUACAGCCAAAUCUUUUGAUGUUCAUUACUUUUCACUAUCACAGGAUGCAGCUCAUGGAGAAAGGAGAUGCGGAAAAUGAAACAGAUGUCACAGAAUUCAUUCUCCUGGGAUUUGGGGAUCUCCCUGAACUGCAGAUCCUUCUCUUCCUGGUUUUCCUAGUGAUCUACAUUGUGACCAUGGCCGUGAACAUCCUAAUCAUUGCUCUAGUUAUGACGGAUCAGCACCUUCACACCCCCAUGUACUUCUUCCUGGGGAACUUGUCCUGCCUGGAGACCUGCUACACUUCUGCCCUCCUGCCCAGGAUGCUGGCCAGUCUCCUGACGGGAGACAGAACCAUUUCUGUGAUGGGCUGCAUGACACAGUUUUUUUUCCUUUGUUUUCUAGCAACUACAGAGUGCUAUCUCCUAGCAGCGAUGUCUUAUGAUCGGUAUUUAGCCAUAUGCAAACCACUGCACUAUGGAACCUGUAUGAAUGGCAAGUUGUGCCUCCAGCUAGCAGCUGGGUGUUGGAUAAGUGGAUUUCUACCUUGUACAAUAAUUAUGUGUUUAAUGUCACAAUUAAUUUUCUGUGGCCCCAAUGAAAUGGAUCAUUUCUUUUGUGAUUUCACUCCAAUGCUAAAGCUCUCCUGCAGCGACACCAGCCAGAUAACGCUGGUUCUUUAUAUAUUUUCCUGGCCAGAUGCAGUUUCCCCAUUUCUAUUAACCUUGACAUCCUAUGUUUGUAUCGUUAGCACUAUCCUGAGAAUCCCUUCCACCACCGGGAGGCAAAGGGCCUUUUCCACCUGCUCCUCUCACCUCAUCGUGGUAACACUUUUCUAUGGGACCCUAAUGAUUGUCUACAUGCUACCAAAAGCCAGCAACCUGAGAGCCCUGAACAAAGCGUUCUCUGUCUGCUACACAGUCCUGACUCCCCUGGCCAAUCCCCUCAUCUACAGCCUGAGAAACAGAGAGGUCAAGGAGGCCCUGAGAAAAGCGGUCAGGAAAUGUCUGGCCCUCACAAAGAAUUCAGACUAG
Messenger RNA from Malaclemys terrapin pileata, 1017 nucleotides. Its product is annotated as olfactory receptor 2AP1-like. Gene Ontology annotation, cellular component: membrane. The transcript has a single exon. Gene Ontology annotation, biological process: G protein-coupled receptor signaling pathway. The record is from RefSeq and is a predicted model, not a curated record. The coding region runs from base 1 to 1017 and encodes 338 amino acids. Gene Ontology annotation, molecular function: olfactory receptor activity; G protein-coupled receptor activity. NCBI's taxonomy places the organism in Eukaryota, Metazoa, Chordata, Testudines, Emydidae.